GCAUCCAGUGAGAGAGCAGGCUACCAGAGGAGGACCACGUGAGCACUUCUGGAGAUGUCUGAACACGGAUCGGAAGCUAGUAAUGCCCACGUCAACCUUCCACCACCACCGCAACCUAAGCGUCCACCGGAUUAUGAUACGUUCCGGAAGAGGAAGGUAGAGGAUUUCUACGGGGAUCGUUCGACGGAUCCCAUGGAGAUCGAUUUGUGGCUGUCAAAAGUCACUCGCACUUUACAGGAGAUGCGAGCAGAUGACGAGGACAAAGUGUUGCUG
This is a messenger RNA of Linum tenue, 273 nucleotides long. NCBI's taxonomy places the organism in Eukaryota, Viridiplantae, Streptophyta, Magnoliopsida, Malpighiales, Linaceae. The record is from the annotation of a GenBank genome assembly.